AUGCCUUUUGAUCGCUCUGAGGACAGGAAUGUCCGCUUUUUCGAUAAGACCAAGCCAGAUACCGUCUUGGGUGGAUUAGUACAAAAUGGCUUAGUCACGGAGAAAAAAUUUCUUUCAAUGCUUGGUAUUGUCCUGGUUACAGAAGCUCCUAUCUAUGUGUAUGCGAAGGCAACCGGAAAUGCAGUCUCGAUAGUUGAUAAGCCUCUUCAGAUCGGAGAUUAUAUGGUGCGGUGUGCAAGUGAAAUCCAGGUCAACAAUGAACCGUGGAUUCAACGCAUCAUUUCUUAUAAUGUGUCAGGUCGGGAGGGCGCCUUUCGCGAUGGGAUCCGUAGUCGCGAUGGGAAAUGUGUUAUCUCAGGGAUGGUAAAGAGGAGUAAGAGUGAUAAUUGGACUAUGUUUGAAGCAGCACAUGUGUUUCCGCUAGAGAAAGAAGGGCUAUGGACUCAGUGCAACCACGGUCGUUGGAUUACAGGUAUCGAUGAAGAGAAAGAAAGGCUACGGAUUCAGUACAACUACGGUCGUUGGAUUACAGACAUAGAUGACAGCGUUGGCAUCUCAAAGAUCAACUCGUUGCAGAAUGGGCUUCUGUUUAGAGCGGACAUCCACGGUGCGUUUGAUCAAUACUUGAUAUCAGUGAAUCCUGAUGACAGCUAUAAGGUUGUGGUGUUUGACGUCGAUAAUUCCGGUGUGGAUGGCAGAAGCCUCGACCCCGUGUGUCGCAAUCCGGAAGAUCCCCAUCGGGUGUCUGAUGAGCUGCUUCGAUGGCACUUUCGGCAGUCUGUGCUUGCGAAUAUGAGAGGUGCUGGACAGCCGGUAUUUGAGCAUGAUUUUCUGCCAGGGACAGAUAUGAUGAGAGAGGUUCGAGUUGGAGUUGGAGGCUAG
Messenger RNA from Morchella sextelata, 882 nucleotides. RefSeq lists its product as uncharacterized. The coding region runs from base 1 to 882 and encodes 293 amino acids. The transcript has 3 exons. The record is from RefSeq and is a predicted model, not a curated record. NCBI's taxonomy places the organism in Eukaryota, Fungi, Ascomycota, Pezizomycetes, Pezizales, Morchellaceae.